This is a messenger RNA of Chara braunii, 732 nucleotides long. Lineage: Eukaryota; Viridiplantae; Streptophyta; Charophyceae; Charales; Characeae. The record is from the annotation of a GenBank genome assembly.
CUAGCUCACGAGGACAGCCGCUGCUCGCUGCUCCAACCACGAUUCCGCCGCAGUAUGCACCAUCUGCUCCACCUCUGCCUAUGUACGCGCCAUCGGCUCCUCCGCUGCCCACCCCGGUGGCUGCUGUUCCACCGUCUUCACUUCCUCCCUCUCCUCCACUUCCCCCUCCACCACUAGCUGCGCCCACCCACAACGUAACUCACGAUGCUCCUAUGUCCAUGACACUUGUCCCCUACCAGCCGCGGCAAGCUGCAACUUAUCAGAAUGCACCUAGCUGGAAUAACUCGAAUCCGAGAGCGAGAAAAGGAGAGUUACUAGCUCUGGUGCGCGAGAUUGCAUAUGACAAUAGGGAGUUAAGAGAAACUAGAAGACUGGAAAGCGAGCGUAAGGCAAGGGAAGAACAGGAAAGGUUGGCGAAGGGAGCGGAAGCAAAGAAGGCGGAGGAAGAGGCUAAGAAGGGAGCGGAUAAAGAGGCAAGGUUGGCAAAGAUUAUGAAUGAGCGACUAGGCGAGAUGGACAAGAAAAGGGAGGAGGAUAACAAGAAGAUUUGGGAGAAGUUGGGUAAAAGCAAAGAAGCGGAGGAGGGUGACAAGGCUAGCGGAGAAAAGAAGAAGAGAGGAUAGGAGGAAAUGACAGGAGUUACGGCCGCCCAUCCCCCUACCCCUCGACAACGGGUGAACGAGGUAGGGGCGCUCGAUGCUGGAUUACUGCUAAUGAAUCUCGACUUAGUAC